AGUUUCUCAAAGGUGGUCUCUUUGGGAUGCCGCCCGCCGGCGUGCGCAUGCCGGCCAUGGUUUGUCUCCUCUUCCUUUCCUUCUUCUCAUUACCUCUCUGCCAUCUACGUAAAGUCAAUCUUGCAUUUGCAUUACAUCUGCACGCUGUCUCAACCCAAUUGAUCCUUGCCGGCUUAUUGCUUCUUUCCCGCACCGCCUGUUCCUGCAAGCCGUUCCCGCAGAGUCGUUGCUUUCUUUGCCUGAGACGUCUUUGGUCUUGGAAACAAGAUACAUACUAUCUUUCGCAUUGCUAUUACCCACAUUCAACGCGCGCAUCCACACACACACACACACACACCCACUCAUAUACACGCAUACCAAGAAGAUUGUCACCAUGUUGUCGAGCUUGACGACCAAGAUUGCCCUGAGGAAGGUUGGCCUAAACAGCAAGAGCUUCGACUUUAGCGGCGGCGGCGCUUCGACAGACUCAAAGAGCAGCAAGAAGGGUACCAAUGCGGGCCUCGACGACGACGCGACCGAGGGCAACGCGGGGGCUUGGCCGGCGUGGAUGUCGAUGAAGUCGUUGCCCAUGACCGUCGCGCCGUGGUUCUCCCCGCCGCCCCCGCCGGUUCCGAUCGGCGAGGUCCCGAAGAUUGGCGAACUAGCCCCGUUGGACCGCGAUAGGCAGCUCGAGUUUGGCCGCGGCCGUCCCGUCCUCGUUGUCUUUUUACGCUGCGUCGGUUGUGCUUUCGCUCAAAAGACCUUUCUUGCCCUAAGGGCGUUGGCCAACAAGCACGCCCGCACCAUGACCUGCAUAGCCGUCUCCCACUCCUCCCAGGCCGCGACCAACAAAUGGAUCGACAUGCUCGGCGGUGCCUGGAACGUGCAGGUCGUCAUCGACGAGGACCGCGCCAUCUACGCCGCCUGGGGCCUGGGGCUGGGCAACGUGUGGUACGUCUUCAACCCGACGAGCCAGGUUCAGGGGUGGAAGGAGAAGGGGUGGUUAGGGGAGAAAGUCGCGGGGGCGAUUCAGCGGACGGGCGGAGCUGCAGCUGAGAAUGCUGCGUAUGCCGCUGCUGCGAAUGCGAAGAAGCAGCCGCCGCCGAUGGAGAGACGGGGCACGGGGAUGAGCGGUGCUUCCGCUGUUAGUGUUGGUGGAGGGGAGGAAGGGGAGGGAGGGGCGAGUACGGUUAUGGGGAAUAAGUGGCAGACUGCGGGGGCGUUUGCUGUUGAUGGGAGGGGGACGGUUGUUUGGGGUGGGAAGGCGUUGAGGGCUGAUGAUCCAAUGGAUUUGGAGAUGGGGGUUAAGGUGUUGGGGGUGUAGAUGGAUGCGGUAUCGGGAAAUGGGUCUGCUCCAAGCGUGCGCUCUAGAUGUAUUGGGGAUGGAUCUGGACGAGGCAAGUUUGUAUGAUGGUGAGGCGUUUUGAUAAAGGUUUGGAUGGAAGGGGGCGUAUUAUUGGUUUGAUAGCGCGUUUUCAUUUCAUACUUAAAUGGUAUGCCCAAGACUAAGAUGCUUCGUACCAUGUGGCAGUAUAUCGUAUUCGUUG
This is a messenger RNA of Colletotrichum godetiae, 1526 nucleotides long. RefSeq lists its product as uncharacterized. The transcript is spliced from 2 exons. The coding region runs from base 374 to 1303 and encodes 309 amino acids. NCBI's taxonomy places the organism in Eukaryota, Fungi, Ascomycota, Sordariomycetes, Glomerellales, Glomerellaceae. The record is from RefSeq and is a predicted model, not a curated record.